AUGAUAACUAGAAGAAAAUUGACGUGCUUAGCUUAUCUUGUCGGUUUAUUUGUUUAUCUGUCAGAUGGGCAAAGAUCAUGCCCAGCAGUUAAUUAUAUAACUCCUAGUGAAGCCAGCACAGAAGGUGGUUCAGCUAUUAUGAUUUUUGGAUGUGGAUUUGAACAAAGUGCAUUUGUAUUACCUGGAUCGAAUUCUAACUCUGGGAAUCGUGUACUACUCAAAAAUGCCUGGCAAACUUAUAGAGCUGAAUUAAUUGAAGAAGGAGGCAGUAUGAUUAAAUUUUCUUCACCAAAACUUCCAGAAGAUACUUAUACAGUUAUGGUUAGUGUUUCCGGAAUAUUAAUACCAAAUGCAAGAAUGUGUUAUGGAUAUACAUGCACUUUAACAAUUAAAUCAUCAGUAACUCCUACUAUUGAGAAGGUAUCACCUAUCUAUGCUUCACCAGGUAAUGUAUUUACAAAUCAAAUAGGCUCAGUUAUUGGAUUGAAUGGAACAAUUUUCACUAGUCGAUUUAGUUCGAAUUUAGAUGUUUUCACAGUUGGCAGACCACAAAGUAUCAUUAGCUAUGGUAUUGGUCUACUUUCUCCUACAUCAGACAAAGGUUACAUCAUGUGUAAACGAAGUGUAUCAUAUACAGAAGUAAAACUUUGGAAUCAGUUUAUCGGGUUGACAGAAAUGAAAAAACUUUUAUGCAUCAAUCUUAUUCCGUUUAAAUUACCAACAACUCAAAAUAUCAAACCAACAUCCUAUUUGGUAUCAAUUAAAUCAAAUGCGAAUUCAGAGAAACAAGUCAUAGAUCAUUCAGCUCUAGUGAACUCAUCAAUUAUACCAAUAGCUGAGAUCCAAACAAUCACUAUACCAACGGCUGCUACACAGUAUAAGCUGUGCUUAUUUUAUUCGUGUACAUCGCCUUUACCAGUCCAAAAUCCAAAUGUUGACUUAAUUAGUCAAGAGAUUAGUGAAAAAUUGAACGGUUCUUCUGUGGAAACAAAAGUCGUACAAAUAACUAAUGAUUAUUUGGUUCUUCAAAUAACUUUUCCUGAAGAGUUUGGUGAUAUGCCACUGUUGGAUGUACAAAGCUUUCCACAAACAAUCAAUAAAUCACAGGUUAAUGAAACUGUACAAGGUAUGACAGGAUUUUCAAAGACAAUCAGACCAUCCUAUGGCGGUAUGUACUCAUAUAUGACCUAUACACUUGACAGUACUGAAAAUGAAAUUCGACUAGCAUAUCUCAAUCUUGGCUCAUCAUGGUGUCCUUCUAAGUUGAUUAACCCUACAUUUAAAUAUGCAGUUUUAGAUGAUUUCGAAACAUCAACACUUAAUACUGUUACAACAGAAACGGUUGCAUUUUGUGGUCGACAAUCUGCUUUAAAUUUAUUUACCUACCAAUUUGCUCAACUUAUCUCGGUUAACACCAAUCCUUAUUUAUGUUUUGCAAUAAAAGGAAAAACGAGAAACAGUAUAAAUUUCUUAUACAAUGCUAUUGGUGUAACAUCUCGUUUAUUGAAACAAACAUUAACCUAUUCAAUUGAUCUUACACAGCAAGAUGAAAAUUCUUGGAAAUUCAAAUGUAUUAAUGUACUACAAUUACUUCGUACAGAUCCACGCAAUAUAAAUGCAACAAUUUUUCAACUUGAAUCUUUUUCUAUACCACCAAGAAAGAAAUUUUACGAAUUGGAAUAUACUUUGUUCUUAGAUACAGUAUACAUGGGAACAAAACCAAUUUCCGAUAAUCCAGACGACGUUGUUACGUGGCCACGAUUUCCGAAAGAUAUAUUCAGUGAUAUUAAAAUAACAAAGAAUUUGUCAACAUUUGGUGUGUUCACAAUUGAAAUAAUAACAAAAUCAUGUAGAACCAAUUUUGAACUGUUUGGUUUAACUGGUGUGAAUAUGCCAAAUGACAAUAAAACUAUUAAUAGAACAGUAAUACUUCGGGAUGAAAGAUGGCCAGUAAAUAUUCAAAGUUCAAUAACACUAAUACAAUCAGCCUCACCACCUAUUGACGGAAAUUUCAUCUUAUCCUUUAAAGGAGUACCUACUUCACGUAUACCAGCAAAGUACAUGGAGCCAAGUGUCAUCGAAAGAUUGUUAAAUUUACAUCCAUUAAUGGGUACUGUACGUGUUAGUAGAUAUGGAUGGUGUAGAAGUUUUCAAUAUAAUUUUUGGCUUGAAAGUUUACCUGGUGAUCAACCUGAAAUAUCAGUGAUGAAUGAAACAAGACUAAUUGGUGAUUCACCGCAGAUUACUAUACGUAAGUCUGCUAUUGGAGAAUUAGUUAUGUGUCCGAUAUCAGGGGACAUGGUAGCAACAAAACACUCUGUUCCACAGAUUAGAUUAUACAUUGAUAAUUUCCCAGCCUACUGUAAAUCGUCAUGUGAUCACCAGUUUGUUGAUUUAUCAAGCCCUGUUGUAACCAAUUCAAUAGUACAAAUAACUAAUAAUAAUCUGACGUUGAUUUUAAAUGGAACAGAUUUUAUUGCCAACUCACCAAACUCUUAUGAAUUAUUUCUUAUGUUCAAUGAAGAACUUGUAUUAAAACAACAACCAUUUCUUACUACUACAACAAAUUUAUACUUUUUUAAUCAAGAUUUUAAUGUUAUUCCAUCUGGAUUACUUACGGGUCGAUUACGUUUAAUUGACAAAGGAUUUAUAAACGGUCCAAUAAACAUUGAAUUAGGCACGGAAGGUAGUGAAAUUAAAGAUAUUGUACAGACUGGAAUUUUCGACGAUGGAAAAGAAUAUCUAAGAAUAACUGGAUCACGUUUUCUUCCAAAUCAUUCAUCAGCAUAUUUUGAUGAUAUACCAUGUAAAAUAAUAAAUAUGACAACAACUGAAAUAAACUGUUUACUGCCUAUAUCUGAACUUUCUGGUCAAAAACUAGUAAAAAUUCAACAACACAGUAGUACGAUUUCCAAAACAGAAGAUUUUACUGCAAUACAAGCCAACGGACCAGUUAUUACAUCUGUUGAACAAACACAAAUCGCUUCAGUUUCCGGUACUACACAAAUUAUUAUAAAUGGUCUUCGGUUCACUCCUACAAUGUUGAUUUUUGUUGGUGGAGUAAAAGUGGAAAACUUUACAUUUGUUAAUGAAACACAAAUAAUCAUACUGGCACCUGCACAAAAAGUAAAUGGUGAAAAAACAAUCUCAUUAUAUGGUUCAUCUAAUGUUUUAAUAAAAUCUGAUUUUUCAGUGACUUAUAAAUUUGAAAUAGCUGAUAUAAGGCCACAAAUUGGUAGUUUUGUUGGUGGACAAAUUGUAAACAUAGUCGGUGAAGGUUUCAAUGACGAUGUGAAAGUUUUUAUGAAACCAAUUACUGUCGAAAAUCAACUAUGUAAUGAUCGACCUCGUGCUGAAUGUGAAAUACUGUCUAAAAAUUCGACAACAAUACAAUGCAAAACCACAUCCAUGGUUAAAACCCAUUAUAUUCUCGACAAUGGAAUUGAUUCAGUACGUGGUUUAGGCUAUGAAUGGCAACCGAAGGCACUAACAAUAAUUCAAGGUGAUAGUGUGGUGUGGAUUUGGAAUACAAGUACUCGUGUAAAUCCUUUAAUGAUAGCUGAAAUAUCUGGCCUUGAAGAUUUAACUCCAUCCGGCUCUGGAUUUCAUAGUGGUGAACCAACACAAAAUGGUGUAUACAGAUUUAAUUUUACACAACCUGGAACUUAUUAUUAUACAUCAUCUGAUGAAUUUUUAAUGACGGGUAUUAUAGAAGUGAAAGCAUUUGAUGAUUGUAUGACUGAAGUGAUCGUGGAAACAAAUUAUUCAACAGCUAUUCAUACAAAUAUUCCAGAUACUCUAUACUGGGAUUCAUUGACAACCUGUGAAGGUGGUUUCACUUGUCAGAUAUUAACAAAACCAUCCGAGUUACUUACAAAGCAUGGAUUUGUUUAUCGAGGUUGUGCAACACCAAUAGUAUCUUCAUUCAGUCCAUUUAACAUUUAUGCUGGAAGUAAGAUUACAGUUUCUUCUCCUGUAUUAGCUAAUUGUGUGGAUCAGUUAAUGAUCAAUGUUGGCGGGGCUGACUGUACACAACCUGUUCAAGAUAUUAAUGAUUCAGAAUCUAUUGAAUGUGAUUUAAGUGAAGAACAAGUUAUUUCAGCUGGUCUAUUAACUGGACAACCCUUAAAACCAUGUAUUUCACAUAAUCAUCUUGGAUUUGCACUUUUACAUGUUUCUACAAAUGAAUUUGAACAAUAUGCAUUUUUUUGGCCUGGAAUUAAUUGUGAUAAAACAUAUGGUAAAGGUAGUAUUUAUGGUGGUGGACAAUUAAUUGUAUAUGGUUCUGGAUUUGAUCCUAUUUAUAAAAAUUUCAAUAAAAUUACAUUUAAUAAUGAAAAAGAAUGUUCAAUUAUAGAAGUUACAUCAGGUUAUAUCAAAUGUUUAGUACCAAUACCGGAUAAUACAACAAUUGAAUCAAAUUUAAAUGUUACUAUACAAGUUCAAAUAAAAUCAAGAAAUCAAAAUGAUUGGAUAGAUACUCAACAUACUACUCAUAGUGAUUGUUUAUAUUCAUAUGAUAUAACAGCAACACCAAUUAUAAAAAAUAUUGAACCACGUGAAAUAAUCAAUAUUAAUCAAACUCUUACCAUUUAUGGAAGUAAUUUAUUAUUAUCCAAUGAAAAUUAUACAAAUCUACAAAUUACUCUUGAUAAUACACCUUGUAUAAUCGAUACAGAAUCAAUUUCUAUUAAUAAAUUAUCAUGUCAAUUAAUGAAUUCAUUAUCAUCUGGUUAUGUAACAUUGAAUUUAUUUCAUGAAAUACGCGGUUAUUCAAAAUAUGAAACUAAUUUAACAAUAAAAAGUCAAAUUACAUUUUAUACAAUUUAUCCAUUAGAAGGAAGUUUUGCCGGUGGUACAACUAUAAAAUUAAAUGGAAAUGGUUUAAAUGAUCCAACAAUUAAAAUUUUAAUUAAUUUAAAAGAAUGUCAAAUUAUAAAUGAGAAGAAUAGAACAGUGAAUGAAAUUUAUUGUCGUACACCGGAACAAUUAAAUUAUAUACAAUUAAAUAAUUAUAAAGUAUCCAUUAAUUUAUCUAAUGGUUUAUUCAUAACAAAUGAAUAUACAUAUGUUAAUAUGAAAACACCAAAAGUAAUAAAUAUUACAAUGAAUUCAAUAAAUAAUAAUAAUGGUACAUUAAUUACUCAAUUAAACAUAAAUGGUAGUAUGCUUAAUGGAGAUAAUAAUACACAAAUGAAAAUGACUGAAGUUAAAUUAAAUCAAACAUUAUGUACUAUAGUAACUAUACAAAAUGAUUAUAUUCAAUGUUAUAUAGUGAAUUUACCAAGUGGAAUAUAUCAACUUAUUGUUGAUACACCAGUUUAUGGUUAUGCUUUAUCAGAAAAUAAUAUUAAUAUUAAUUUUAGUUUGCAUUCAAUUAGUCCUAAUUCAGGCGGAACAGAAGGGGGUCAAUUAGUGGAGAUUCAAGGGAUAGGAAUGGAUGUUGAACGAAGUACUGUUACAAUAUGUGAUCAAGACUGUCCAAUAGUUGGUGGGAGUUCACUUGCACUUAAGUGUAUUACGCCUAAAUUAUCUACACUGAACAUAAAGAUGUGUGAUGUUACAGUGACAGUUCCUACUAUUGAUAAUGUAUUACAAAAAAAAUUAAUUGGAGCAUUCAAAUAUGAUGUGGAUCUUUUACCAAGAAUAAUCAGUGUAGAUCCAUUAAUUGGAGGCACUGGUGGAGGUACAAUCCUUACCAUAAUUGGUACUUUGUUUGAUGAAUCGACUACGGUUAAUGUUGGCGGUAUUGACUGUCAAUUAAUAUCACUGAAUAAUACUGUUAUUGUAUGUCAAACUGGUGAACAUAACGGAAGCGCAAAAGUACCCGUUGAAGUGACCGUUGAAAAUAAUGGCAAAGCAUCUGGAGAUUUCACAUUUUACUAUGUGGAUCGUUGGUCAAGUCAAUUCACUUGGAAUAAUCAACCAAUUCCUGUUGAAAAUGAUUUUGUUGUUAUUAAUGCAAAUCAAAAUAUCAUGUUAGAUGUAGAUACACCAGUUUUAUCAAUGCUACUUAUUAAUGGUGGUACAUUGUUCUUUGAUCCAACAAAAAAUAUACAAUUAAAUUCAAAAUAUAUAUUAAUAUUAAACAAUGGAAAAUUUCUAAUUGGAUCACCAGAAGAACCCUACACUAAACAGGCUACGAUAACAUUACAUGGACAUGUACGAGAAAAAGAACUACCUUUGUACGGUGCUAAAGUUUUAGCGCUACGUAAUGGUACAAUCAGUAUACAUGGUAAACCAAGAAUUAUUACAUGGACACGAUUAGCAGAAACAGCUGAACCUGGUACAAAUAAACUAAUACUAGAACAUCCAGUUGACUGGCAACCUGGAGAACAUAUUAUUAUUACGUCUACUGGAGGAAAAUCAUCACAUAAUGAAUCUGAAGAACAUAUCAUUCAAGAAAUGUCAGAAGAUAAUCUUACAAUAACGUUGGUUUCACCAUUAGCUUAUAAAAAGUUAUCAGUGAAAAAAAUUUAUUCAAAUGGUGUUAUUGGAAAUUUCGCUGCUGAAGUAGGUUUAUUAAGUAGAAAUAUUUUAAUACGUGGAACAGAAGAACCAGUUGUCUCAUCAAGUGUACCAAAAUGUCCAAGUGAUUUUAGUACAGAUCAAUUUGCAACUCAUACAUGUAUAAUAGGUAGUCCAGAUGAACAAUUGGGUGCAAAUGAAUAUGGAGGACAUGUACAUAUUGGUGGUCCAUUCGUAGAUAGUGGUGCAGUUAAAGUUUAUAUAUCACAUACUGAAUUUUAUUUCAUGGGUCAAGCCUAUCGUCUUGGUCGAUAUCCUAUACAUUUUCAUUUAAAUGGCUUAAUGAAUGGGUCUUAUGUACGUGGUUGUUCUAUACAUAAAACUUUUAAUCGUGCUAUUAAUAUUCAUAAUACACAUGAAGUAUUGAUAGAAAAUAAUGUAGUUUAUGAUGUAAUGGGUGGUGCAUUUUUCUUAGAAGAUGGUAUUGAACAUGGAAAUUUAAUUCAAUAUAAUCUAUUUGUACAUGUUAAACGUACCAGUAGUCUAUUAAAUGAUGAUGUAGUACCAGCGGCAUUUUGGAUUACACAACCAAAUAAUACAGUACAACAUAAUGUUGCUGCAAGUGGAACACAUUUUGGAUUUUGGUAUCGUAUGUUAGAAAAUCCAAGUGGACCAUCAACCACCACAAGCAUUUGUCCACGUAAAAUUCCUUUAGGAAUAUUUGAAAAUAAUACAGCGCAUAGUAAUGGAUGGUUUGCAUUAUGGAUUCAUGAGAGUUUUUUCCCAACAAAAACUGGAACUUGUGGAACAACGAAAUGGGAUAAGGCUGUAUUCCGCAAACUUACUGCAUGGAAUAAUAAUAAAGGACCAGAGUGUGUUAAUUGUGGUGGUGUACAAUUUGAAGAUAUGUUAUUAGUGAAUAAUGACGAGACAGCAAUAGAAGGAAAACGUCUUAUGAAUGGAAAUUUAUAUGAUCCGACAACGGGUCCUUUGUAUAGGAACAGUACAAUUGUUGGUUAUGAACCUGAUCUUAAUAAUGGAACUUCUGACUGUCAUACUAGGGCGGUUAUUUUGCCAUGGGCACCUGGUUUAACUAUUGAAAAUAUGGUAAUGAAAAAUUUCAACAGUCAAAAUUGCACAGCAAUUCAUGGAACUGUAAUUACAUGUCAAUGUAGAAAACUUUGUGGUGGAUAUGAAUAUUUAUUUAAAGAUAUAAAAUGGGAGGAUACCAAUAAUCGAGCUGAAUUUCGAUGGCAUGGUGAUUUCAGUCUUCGUGAUGUAGAUGGAUCAUUGACAGAUGGUAUUCCAAAUGUUCCAAAACUUCCUGGAUCUUUGGUCGUAGGCAAAGCAAAUCAUUUACCUACUGACAAAUGUGGUCCAAGUGCUCCAGGAGCUGGUGAUCUUGGGAGUGCUUUUGGUCAAGGCGCAGUUCCAGGUGUUCGUUGCCUACCUGAUGUUACAGCAUUAAGGUAUGCUGUUGAUCAAACAAAUCCACCAGUACUUAUGGGAAGCAAUAUGACUGUUACACUACUUGACGGUGGGACAGAAGAAGUGCCCUUCAAAUCUGAAGCUCUUACUGACAAACAAGGGUGGAUGACUACGUUAGUAAAUAACAGAACUUAUAUUGUCAAUUGGGACGCGAGAUCAUCGUUUACCAACUUUAGUUAUAUUGGUUACCUGGAAAAUUUCAGGCAAUCCGACUAUGUUAUAAUCCGUCAUAUGGGCAUGGAUAUUAAACCAGAUAGGGUUCAAGUUCUCUCUGGUCAAACACCUAAACAACCAAUAGCUGAACCUUUGGAUCCAUCUGUACAUGAUAAUGGUGAAGUGUUUUAUAAUGAAACUGGGAAAUAUAUUGAAUAUUUAGUGAAAGCCCCAGUUAAUCCAUCAUUAUUCAACAGCUAUCGUUUAUGGGUGUCAUUUUAUAAAUGCUUCUUUACUGAUUGCAUUGUUCCAAGUUCGAGUUCUGUAAGUGUAUUGGAUACAUCUCGACCAGUGGAUGCAUUAUAUUGGUCAAAGAAUAAUACAUGGGGAGAUGUGCUUGGACCUCAGCCAGUAAAUGGAAGCUCGCUUAUGAUUCCUAAAGGUACGUGGUUGGUACUUGAUACAUCAAUUAAUAUAAAAAUGAAUAAUAUUACAAUAUAUGGAACACUUGAAGUCGAUUCAGGAACAAGUCAAGAUCAACGAUUCUAUAAAUUAGCAUUUAAACAAAUGUUAAUUAUUGGAGGUCAAUUUUUAGCUGGAUCACUUCUUGAAAAACCAUUGAUAAAUGCAACACUUGAAUUAACUUUACUUGGUACUAUAUCUGAUGAAUUUAUGAGUUUAGAUGGACCAGUAAUUGGACCUAAAUCAAUUGGUGUUUAUGGAAUAAUGAGUAUGCAUGCAGUACCCAAAACUGUAAGAUGGACUACUCUUAAAUUAUCAGCUAAUGCUGGAGAUAAUCAAUUAUAUCUUAAUGAUCCAGUAAUAGACUGGUUGCCAGGCGAUCGUAUAGUUAUCGCUACAACUAGUAUGAAUUAUAAACAAUCAGAAGUUGGUGUAAUUGCUUCUGUUUCGUCGGAUCGAAUGAUCAUCACACUUGUAGACAAAUUAAUAAAUACUCAUGUCGCAUACAAUCAAACCUACGGGGAUCACAAAUUUAUAUUAGGCGCAGAAGUUGGUUUGAUGAAAUCAAAUAUUAUUAUCCAAGGUGAUGAUCAAAGUGUCAAUACUAAAUUUGGCGGAAGAAUCCUGAUUUCACAAACUCUAUACGAAGGUGAUAUUUUAUAUGGGCAAUUAAAAUUAUCAGGUGUACAUUUCUAUCGAAUGGGUCAAAAAGAUUUUAAUACUGUAACAGAUGCACGUUUUCCUAUUGCAUUUAUUAGUGCUGGUGAUAUGAAUAAUAUAUCAUAUAUAAAAUCAUGUUUAUUUGAAAAUUCUUUAUCAACAGCUUUAGGAGGAUUUGCAACUACAGGAUUAUAUAUGGAAAAUAAUAUCUUUUAUAAAACAUUGGGUUCUGCAAUAUGGUUAACAGAUGGAAAUCAUAAAUUAAUACAUAAUCUUCUUAUUGAAUCAAUCUGGUCUGGAGAACUAACAACUGAUAAUCAAAAUCUUGAUAUUUUGUUUGAAGCUGCAUUAGAUAUUAAACAAGCUAGUGAUUUAAUUCUACAAAGGAAUUCUAUUGCAGGAGCUGAACGCCUUUGUGUUUAUACUCAAGGUAAUCCAUGUGGUGAAAGUUCUACAACCAUUUGGGAGAAAAAUAUCAUACAUUCGUGUUUAAUCGGGAUUAUGCAGUUAAAAACACAGUACAAUUGUACCCUCAUUUCUAAUGCUCAAAUAUAUUCAGUUAGUCAAUUUCCAGUAUAUUGGAAAACAGCUUCAGCUAUUCAAGCCAAUAAUUUACAACUAGUCGAUAACGCUGGAGGUAUAUAUCCAUUCACUGGUUUGCCUGGAGGACGUAGUCAUGAGAUCAGCAAAAAAACGUUCCUAUUUAAUAAUUCAUUAUUAGUUGGCCGUAGUGGAAUUCAAACAUGUGACGACCGUCCGGAUACAAAUGCUGUUAAACUUGGAUCGGAACUUCUAGGACCUACUGCACCUGACGGUAGUGGUUAUCUCGGUAUGACUAGUGCACAAUUUAUGAGUGGAACUGGUGAACCAGAGAAAGGCAAACUAGUGAGCUGGAUGGAAGAUUUUUCCAACGGUGGAGCAGCAUACUUGUCAAAUUUAACAAUAGCAAAUUACGGUACUAUAUGCAAUGGAAAAAGAGAUUAUGUUUGGAGAACAGCUACACCUAAUGAAGAUGGUGUAUUUCCAACUUAUUUUAUAGGUACAAAAACUAUAUCAGUUGAUUUGGAUAGUAUUGUUUAUUAUGAUAGACCACUUUUAGCUAACGUCCGAUUUGAUAAAUGCAAUGAUAUGGAAUGUGAUGGCUUAAAAAAGGUUCUUGUUAUUGAUAAAGAUGGUGGGUUAUUUGGUCAACCUAGUGUUAUAGUACCACAAUCAGAAUGGCAAUAUAAUCUCAAUCCUUUGUAUGGUGUUGGUGAUAAUCGUAUACCUUCAAGGAUGUUAACUAAAGUUGAUGGAACAUCUAUUAAUCCUACAAUACAAUGGCCUAACAAAGGUAUUAUUCGUGAUAAUUCAUGUAUUUAUAUGCCUAAAAUGCAAGCAUACAAAUGCAGUAAAGCAUUAGACCAUAAAGUAUUACUGAUUGAAUCAAUGGAUCCAGAUGCAUUGGAACGUAGACUCUCACCGAUCGCAUUUGCAACUGAUGGUUUAUCUGCAAAUUACAUAGAUUUAAUAAAUGGUCCAAGUGAUCAUGGAGUAUGCUCAAGUUAUGCAUGUUUAAAACGUAUGAGUACAUUUAUGUCUAUUGUUGCACGUCAAAAAAAUUUUGUUAUGUAUAUGACUAGUACACCUCCACAAGAAUUACGUUUACGUUUACCACAAGCUGAUCCGGAUUAUGCUGUACGUCUUGGAAUUGAUUAUUUCACCGCUGGAAGACUUGAUGUUUAUGUGAAUGGAGUGUAUAUGAAAGCAAAAAAUGCUAUAACAAAUAAUUUAGGUCAAACUGUACUACAAGCACCUAAAACAUUAAAUGAAUUUAUGCCAAAUGUAAUAACUGAUCCAGCUGGUUCAAAUUAUUUUGAUGAUUCAGCUCAAAUGUUAUAUGUUAUUAUAAAAGGUGAAGAUAUUAUUACAAUUAAAUUAUCUCAAUUAAUAAAGGUAGCAUUUGGUUUACCCGCUAUGACUAUUGAUCAAUUUUAUGGAUCAGAAGUUGUAAACAAUUUAGCUAAUUACUUAGGUAUACCUGCAAAGAAUAUCCGGAUAGUCAAGGUGGUAUCUGAGUCCAGUACAAAUUCAGGACGUCGUCGACGUCGAUCUGCAUCUGGUGUUUUUGUUGAAUUAGAAAUUUCAACACCACCUAGUCAAAACUUAUCAACAGACGUAACACCAAAUGUUACAUCUGGUUUGACAAAAGUUGAGGAAAUAUCUUCCAACGUUGUAACAUUAAUACAAACAGGAUUAUUAGAAUCAGUUAUCAAUACAACAGUUGUCAGUGUAACAAUUCAAAAACCUACACCAUUAUCCGGUAGUGCAUUAUGGGCUGCUCAAGUUUCAGAUUCAACAACUUCACAACAAAUUCCUGAAGCUAUUCAAAUACCAGUAAAGAGUCAAGUUAAAAUUGUAGUACCUACAGGAUAUACUUCAGUUGUUGAAGGAGUUCCAUUCAUGAUAGAAAUUAGUACACUGGACUCUUCGGGAAAUAUUGUAAAACCAUUAGGUUCAAAUUCAAGUAUUUGGGCAUAUGAAAUAUUGCAACCAAAUGCUACAGUGUCACCUGUAAAAGUACCAAAAACAAAUUUUCCAGAUCCUACAACUGGAACAGCAUUAAUUUCCAAUUUGAUAUUUUCGGAAUCUGGUCAGGCUGAUCUCUUUGUUUCGGUGAUUUCACCAAAUGACUCAACCAGAUUAAAUACAUCUGUAACUUUUCCUGUAACACAAAAACAGCUAAGUCUACUUAUUCGUCCAAUUCCAUCUAAUUCUGAUAAUUCAAUUAUCAAAUUAUCUGUCAAUCAAAGCUUUACCAUUCAAAUGAUUAUUAUUGACAAACAAACUGGUGCUCCAGUUGAAAUGAUUAAUUGGCGAAAUUUAAUAUGGAAAUUCACUGGUGAUAUUUGUCCAAAUAGUAGGAAACCAAAAAAUAUUCCAAUAAAUUCUUCUUCUUCUUCAUUAUUAUAUGAUUCAUCUAAGACAAAUAAUAAUUUCACAUGGACUAUUAAUGGAUUUCAGUUAUCUUGGGUAUAUACAUAUUGUAUUAGUGCUAAUGCUUAUUUAAACGACAGUAUAACAAGACAAUUACAAUAUGAUUUACCAAUAACCAAAUUGAGAAUUUAUGUUAAUCCAGAAAAUUAUACUGAACCAACUAAAAAAGUAAUAAAACCAUUUCGAUUUAAAGUUAAUGGUAAUUAUGAAAAUAUGUUGCUAUAUGUUGAUGAAUUUAAAGCUGCUAUACAAUCUGAAUUAUUAAUGCGUUAUCCUAAUAUAUUAUUUGAAAAUAUAACAUUAAGUAAAGGUAGUAUAACUGUAGAUUUGAUUGCAGCAUCUGAUACCACAACUGUUAUCCAAAAUGCAUUGACCAGUUUUACAUCUUCUUUAAAUGAUGGAAGUGUUACGUUUUCCGUCGGAGGUGUUGAUUAUACAGCAACAAAUGACAAGACAAAUGCUGGAUGUAGAUCAACUGGUUUCCCAACAUUAUUGAUAACAAUUCUAUUCAAUUUAUUCAUUUAUAAAUUAUUACCUAGAAUUUAUUUAUUUUGAUUAUAAUUGUAGUUUUCGUAAUCAUUUUUAUUUAUUGUGUAUUUCCAUUACAUUUAUACAUUCUACAUAUCUAUGCACACUUUCCUACGAACAAACAAACUACACAUUGAAUUCGUAAUUUUGUCUUUUGUCAUCUAUUUUGCUAAAUUUAUUCUUCACCUCAAUUAAAGAACAAUCAUUUAAUCACUAUUUCAUGUUAUUUUUAUGUUUAGUUUGAGGAAUUAUUUUAAUCGAUGAAUAAAAAAUAAACUUUUUUUUCUGGU
This is a messenger RNA of Schistosoma guineensis, 13025 nucleotides long. NCBI's taxonomy places the organism in Eukaryota, Metazoa, Platyhelminthes, Trematoda, Strigeidida, Schistosomatidae. The record is from the annotation of a GenBank genome assembly.